This is a messenger RNA of Paramecium pentaurelia, 2776 nucleotides long. The record is from the annotation of a GenBank genome assembly. NCBI's taxonomy places the organism in Eukaryota, Ciliophora, Oligohymenophorea, Peniculida, Parameciidae.
AUGAAAGUGUAAUUAAAUUCAUAACCACGAUUAAAUAAGAGAUUAUAGGUUAUGAUUUAAGCUAAAGAAGUAUAUCUAUCUAGUGAUAUACCAUGUCAGAUUAGAGGAUGUGCAUUUUGUACUCAAGAAUCUGAGAUUUAAUUAGAGAAUCCUAUAUUUUUGUUAGAUAAUGAGAUUUUGGAAUAAUAUAUAGAUCUAAUUGAAUAAUCAAAUAUUAAUAAUAUUGUGAUAUUACAAUCAUAAGUGGCUCAUUUUAGAAAAAGAUAGUAAUAAUCAUAGUAUGCAUAAUAAGUAAUAAAUUUGAUUGAAUCAAAUUUUUAAAAGAAAAUUUAUGUUUAUUAGGAUGAAUUUUCAAUACAUACACAAAAUGGUAAUCCAUUAAUAUUAUUGGCUAAAUGGUACAAUGAGCAUAGAUAAUUUUUAAAGGUUGAAUUAGAUUUAUGUUUGUUGACUUAAAAUUACUAGAUGCAUCAAUAGAGUAAGAACUUAAAUAUAAAAUGCUUUACAAUAUAGGAUUAUGUAAAAUUAUAUGAGAAUAAUGAUUUACUUGAUUUUUUGGGAAUGGAUGAGGAAUAUGAAUAAGAUUAAUAAGCUAUCAAUAAUUAAUUCCCUUAUAUAUAAGUAGAAGAAUGUGUUUAGCAAAUAAAAUAAGGAUUAUUAUUUGAGGGAAGAAUAUCAAUAGAUAGAAACAAUAUAAAAUAAGCUAGGAUAUUUGUAAAGCAAUUUUAAUUGGAAAUAAAGAUAAAUUAAUAAAACAGAGUACUACAUGGAGAUAGAGUGGCUGUUGAAUUAUUACCAGAAGAUUAAUGGGAAUAAUAAUAAAAGUAAAUAUAAAUAACAUUUGAUGAAGAGGAUGAAGAUGAUGGUAAUAAUAAUACUCAUACAAAUGAUACAAGUCAUGAAAUAAUGUCUACAAAUCAUUUAUAAAGUUUAUUCAGGAAGGUGUAAGCACAAAAUUUAAUUCCAUAUGGAAAGGUUGUAUGUGUGUUGUAAAGAACAGAGAGACAUUUUUGUGGUCAUGUAGAGAAUAAUAUAUUUGUACCUGCUGAUGGUAGAUAUCCAAAUUUCAUUUUAAAACAUUCAAAAUAUGAUACUCUUUAGGAUAAGAAAAUUCAAGUUUAAUUUGUAGAUUGGCCAAUUUGGAGUGAUAAACCAUUAUGUAAAUUAAAAAAAGUAUUGGGUAAGGCAGGAGAUAUGUAUAUUGAAGGAAAUGUAAUUUUGUUAGAACAUCAAGUAGAAAUAAGAGAAUUUUCACAUUAAGUAUUGGCAUGUUUACCUAUAGAAGGAGUAUGAUUUUAUUAAUAAUAAUAAUAGGAUAAAUAUAAAAUAUCUGAAUAGGAGAUUAAAAGAAGAAUGGAUUUAAGAGAUAUUUUAGUAUGUUCAAUAGAUCCAGUUGGAUGUAAAGAUAUUGAUGAUACAUUACAUUGUAGAAGAUUAGAGAAUAAUUUAUAUGAAGUAGGUGUACAUAUUGCAGAUGUUUCUCAUUUUGUAAGACCAGAUACUGCAAUUGAUAAAGAAGCUGCUCAUAGAUGCACAACUGUAUAUUUAGUAGAUAGAAGAACAGACAUGUUGCCAAAAUUAUUGACUGAAAAUCUAUGUUCAUUAGUUAGUAAUGUUGAUAGAUUGGCAUUUUCAGUAAUUUGGAUAAUGGAUGAUUAAGCAAAUAUAAAAGAUGUUAAAUUUGGUAAGAGUGUUAUAAGAUCUAUUGCUUCAUUACAUUAUUAAUAAGCUUAGGAAAUGAUUGAUAAUCCAAAUGAUAAUAGUUAAUUAACCUAAAGCAUAAGACUCUUGAAUAUGUUAGCUAAGAAAUUAAAAUAACUUAGAUUAGAUUAAGGAGCAUUAUCAUUAGCUAGUAAUUAAGUUAAGUUUUCAUUUGAUGAUGAAACUCAUAAUCCUAGUGAUGUUAGAAUGUAUUAAUUAUAUGACACUAAUUCACUUGUUGAAGAAUUCAUGCUUUUAGCUAAUUGUUCUGUUGCUAGUUAAAUCUUAUAAAGAUUUCCAUCUAUUUCAGUUCUUCGUAGACAUCAAGAACCUAAGAUGAAAUAAUUAAAAGAACUACAAAUAUUAAUGAAUGAUUUAGGUUAAUUAUUUAUAUAUAACAAUAUUUAGGAUAUCAAUUUUCAUAUGAUACCUCAAAAUUACUUAGUGAAUCAUUAAACCAAAUUUAAAGACCAAAUGAUACAUUCUUUAACAAACUUAUUCGUAUGAUUACUACUAGAUGUAUGAAUGAAGUAAUUUGAAUAAUUUAUUUUUAUAGGCUUUAUAUGUAUGUACUGCAGAUGUUGAUUAUCCAGAACUAUAUCAUUAUGGUUUAGCUGCUGAACUCUAUACUCAUUUUACAUCACCAAUUAGAAGAUAUGCUGAUGUACUUGUUCAUAGAUUAUUGGCUGCAUCUAUUGAUUUAGAAUCUCUUCCACCAUCUAUGUCAAAUAAAAUUAGAAUGACAAGAAUUUGUGAUAAAUUAAAUAUGAGACAUAGAAUGGCAAGAUUUGCUAGUAGAGCUUCAUCUGAUUAUCAUACAUAUCUAUUCUUUAAAAAUAGAACUCAACAGAUUGAUUAAGCUAUCAUUACUGGUAUUUUGGCAGAUAAAGUAACUGUCAUGAUCCCUAGAUAUGGAUUGGAAGGAACUAUUGAAGCUCAAAUUAUAGAUAGAAUGAACAUUAUAAUAUAAGGUAUUCGUCACAGAAUUUUUGAUUACAUUUAAGUUGAAGUUUCAGUUGAAUUACAUAGUUUCCAUAAAAAAAUACAUAUGAAAUAUAUGAAAAAUAAUAAAUGA